This is a messenger RNA of Effrenium voratum, 4929 nucleotides long. The record is from the annotation of a GenBank genome assembly. NCBI's taxonomy places the organism in Eukaryota, Dinophyceae, Suessiales, Symbiodiniaceae.
AUGGCGGAGAAUGUGACCUGCGAGGUGAAGAUCUGCGAGCCCGGGGGCCGGGGCCUUUUCCUGCCGCUCUUCUCCGGCGAACAGGCGUGGGAUAGCACGCUGCGAGGGGUGCUCUACCUGCUGGGCCUUUUGUGGGCCUUUGUGGGGGUCGCCAUCGUGGCGGAUGUGUUCAUGAGCUCCAUAGAGACGAUCACCUCGAAAAAGAGGCGUGUGGUGGAUCCCAAAACGGGACGCAGCUUCACGUACAAGGUGUGGAACGACACUGUCUCGAAUCUGACGCUCAUGGCCUUGGGCUCCAGCGCCCCGGAGAUCCUACUGAGCGUCAUCGAGCUGAUCGGCGCGAGGUUCUUCAGUGGCGCGCUGGGGCCUUCCACCAUUGUAGGCAGUGCAGCGUUUAACCUCCUGGUGAUCUCCGCAGUUUGUGUGAUGGCAAUCCCGUCCCCAGAAGUGCGGUUCAUCAAGGAGGUGCCGGUGUUCGCCAUCACGGCGAGCUUCUCCCUGAUAGCUUACCUUUGGCUGAUGUUCAUGGUAAUCGUCAUCAGCAAGGACGUGGUGGACAUAUGGGAAGGCCUAGUGACCUUCGCCAUGUUCCCAAUCCUUGUUGGCUUGGCCUUCCUAGCGGACAAAGGCUACUUCACCAGGAAGCCUCCUGAGGAGAAGGCUCACUUUGGGCCAAGCGGCACUCGUCUCUUCGAUGACAUGAACAGAGAGGAGCUGGCCGCGGCCGAGGUGAAGCUCAAAAAGGAGUAUGGCCUGGAGCUGUCGGACGAGCAGAUCGCCAAGCUGUUGGAGAAAGAGGAGCCGGUGCACAAGUCCAAGGCGGCAUACCGCGUGGCUGCCACCCGGGGCAUCUUCGGUGGAAAGCGGGUCGGGGAGAAGGUCGAGAAGCCGAUCGCGCCGUUGAGUGCGGUGGUGCCGACCGAGGCGCUGCCGCCACCCAAAGGCGUGCCCAGCCGCGAAGCACCGAUGCCCAAGGCCACUGGCACUGUGGAGUUCGCGGCCCGGAACUUUGCGGUGUCCGAGAGCAUCGGCGUGGUGAAGCUCCGCGUGAAGCGCGGGGGGGACCUCAAGCAGAAGGUCACGGUGCACUACGAGACGGAGGAUGGCGGGGCCAAGGCGGGCCAGGACUACGUGGAGAAGCAGGGGGAGGUCACCUUCAAAGAAGGCGACGCGGAAGUGGUCAUCGAGGUAGAAAUCCUGGAUGACAACAAGUUCGAGGAAGAUGAGGACUUUUUUGUGAACCUCAAAGCGGCAGAAGGCGUCCUGGGCCCGGGCAGCCGUGCAAGGAUAGUCAUCAUCGACGACGAUCAUCCCGGCGUCCUGUCCUUCGAAAAGGACGUCUACGAGGUGAAAGAGGAGGUGCAGGAUGUGGUCAUAAACGUGCAGGUGAAGCGCAGUGCUGGCUGCAAUGGUCGAGUCACUUGCAAGUUCACCACGGAAGCGGCGAGUGCCACCCAGGGCUACGACUAUGUCCACACGGAGGGCGAGCUGGUCUUCGAGGAUGGCGCCACGAGCCAGGAGAUCCCUUUGACGAUCUGCUCCAAGGGCCGCUACUUCGGCAAGGAGGAGUUCCGGCUCGUGCUCAGCGAGCCCGAGGGAGGAGCAGCCUUGGACCACAGCCGCGACGGGGGGCCAGAGCAGAACAUCGCAACCAUUGUGAUCCUGCCCAACGAGGUCUGCCGGAACAGCGUGGACCGGGUCGCCAGCCUGCUGCGCAUCAACCGGGACAAGGCGGCGUUGGGCGCCGCCAACUGGAAGGAGCAGCUUUGGAGUGCGGUUCUGGUCAACGGCGGCGACGAGGAGGAGCAGCCGGGUGUCUAUGACUGGGUUAUGCAUAUCAUCUCGGUCUUCUGGAAGGUGAUCUUCGCGCUGAUCCCGCCGCCGGACUACUGCGGGGGCUGGGCCUGCUUCUGCUGCUCUCUGGGCAUGAUCGGCCUGGUCACUGCCUUGGUGGCGGACCUGGCGGGGCUCCUGGGGUGCGUGGUGGGCCUGGGCGACUCCAUUACUGCCAUUACACUCGUGGCGCUGGGCACCUCCCUGCCGGACACCUUCGCCUCGAAGACCGCGGCGCAGCAGGAUCCCUACGCGGAUGCCUCCAUCGGCAACAUCACGGGCAGCAACUCGGUGAACGUCUUCUUGGGCCUCGGCCUGCCUUGGUCCAUCGGCGCCAUGUACUGGGCUGCGAUGGGCCAGACCCCGGAGUGGGUGGAGAGAUACUCCACCGAGGCUCGCAUCGACUUCGAGUCCUUGCGAAGCACGGGGCGGGGCCAGUUCGUGGUGGUGGGCGGCGACCUUGGCUUUAGCGUCGGCGUUUUCACUGGUCUGGCUGUGGUCUGCAUCGCGACGCUCAUCCUGAGGCGAUUCCUCUUCGGUGGCGAGCUUGGCGGGCCCAAAGUCCCGAAGAUGCUGACCGGAGGAUACGGAGAAAUGGUGGCCGAGGCGUUGAACAUGAACUCUGAUCAACUGUGUCCCAUUUGGAUUGUGUACCUCGAAAUCGAAGAAUCAUUGCGCUUUGGAUCAGAGAAGUGGAUACCACAGAAGUGCAUUGCGCUUUGGAUCAGCACAGUUGCUCUAAGAACCGAGGCCUGGAGCAUUGUGAACAACAAAGGCUCCGGGCCGCCGCUGCAGAUGCAGCAGCAGCUCAACGACCUGGACGAGAUGGAGGUCAUCGCUGCCCAGCGCAGCAGCGAGAUUGCCCAGAUCGCCUCAUCGGUGGUGGAGCUGAACCGCAUCUUCAAGGACCUGGCCACGCUCGUGAUUGACCAGGGCUCCGUGCUGGAUCGCAUCGACUGCAACACGGAGAAGAUCUAUCAGAAGUCCCACGAGGCGAAGGGCCAGCUGCACCUAGCGGUGAAGCGGAAGAAGGAGAGUGAUAGCAGAGCGUGGAGGUGCUUGCUGGUCUGGGGCUCGGCGGAUCUGAUCCUCCUGAUCGUCUUGCUGGUGAAGUACCAGUUGAAGUACGGCUUGAAGAACGUUGCCAUCUUCCUGGCGGUCAUCGGCUUGAUACUGACCGUGUGCUACUGCGGCGUGAAGCAGUACCAGCCCAAGGUCCUCACAGAGGGCCCGUCGUACUUCGAGAAGGUCAUCCCAGAAGGGUGGCGCCCGGAGGAUAUCUGGAAGAAGAUCCGGCCUGGGCCAGUGAAUUCCGCCAAGAUGGGCAUGCAAGCCAUGCGGGGCGGGCCAGCAGAGCCGGGCCUGGCAGGGCGCAGCAUUCACGAGGUGAAGGACCUGGGCCUCGCGGAGCAGCUCUACCUCUACGAGCGCACCCGGCGCUUCAAGGCCCGGAAGCGCGUCCAAACGGAGGACGUGAGACCACUUUGCGAGAUCUCUGAUGCGGACGUGGAAGAGCGGGUGGACAAUCCGGACUCGACGGUGUACCUCAUCUUCAUGGAGGGCUCCACGCGUACGCGGGAGUCGCUGCGGAACGCGGCGGUGUACCAUGGCGUGAAGGUGAAUGAGUUUCAGGCUGAGAGCUCCAGCUUCCAGAAGAACGAGACCAUCACGGACACCGUGAAGAUGCUGUCUGUGUACUCCACCCAACGCAGCGUCUUCAUCAUCAGAAGCGCGCUAGAGGGGGUUUGCAGCUGGCUUCGCACUGCCAUGGGCGCGCACGCGCAGAGGAUGGGAGUGCCAAACCCAUCCUUCGUGAAUGCGGGCGACGGCCUUUUUACUCACCCCAUCGGCGAAUUUGUCGACAUUUUCUCACUCUUGGAGCACAGGAGGUGGGAUCGAUCCGCGGUCCAUUUGGCGCUGGUGGGCGACUUGGCGCAUGGGCGAACUGCCCACUCGAAGGUGGAGGGGCUCAAGGUCUUUGACAAGGUCCGGGUGGACCUGGUGGCCCCGGAGAUCUUCGAGUACCCGGUGGAGUACCGGGACAGGAUGCGGCAAGCGGGCUUCGAGGUGCAGGAGUUCUCUUCCGUGGAGGAUUACCUGGAGAAGUCGAAGGACAUCGCAGACGUGUGGUACUUCUACAAACCGCAGUUCUCCAAGUGCGGCGACCUGAGCUCCCUGCGGCUGAACGAGCUGCGCUCACAGGUGUCGUUCCGAGAGGAAUGGCUCCCGAAGUUGCCUAAAGGUGUGACCUUUUUUCAGACCCUGCCCCGGGACAAGGAGCAUCCCAUCAUUCCGCUGUCCUUGGACACGCUUUCCAUCAACGGCUGGGACACGGUGGCCGCGAACGCUUAUUUCCUGGAUGUGGUGCUUCUCAGCAUGCUCUUCGGGAAGAUCGGGCGGGACCUCGCGCAGCCCAGCAUGGAAAGCUCGCUUCUAACUGGCGGCGAGGUUGGAGGGCCGCAGCUUGCCUUCUGUGCCAGCGCUGAGCUUCCUUACUUCAUCAAGGAGGUGGCUCUGGAGAAGGACGCGCAUCUCCGAAAUCCAGAGCGCGCUCGCGCGGGGGGCCCGGUGCCCAUCAGCGACGGCUGCGUCCUGGAUCACCUGGGCCUCGGCCCAGACUCCACCAAGUGCUGGGAGGCCUUGCGCAAGGUGCGCACCAUCCUGGGCUGGUCCAAGACCGUCGGCAGCGAGGGCGUCUACAGCUCGAAGGGCAACCCGGGCUUUUUCAAAGGCAUCCUCACCUUGCCGGGCUUCGACUACAAGUGCUUGCGGGUGCAAGAGGUCAAGAUGAUGGCGUCGGUGGCGCCGGGCUGUACCUUCAACUGCGUGAACGGCUCCAAGGUGGUGGCGAAGUAUCGGCUGCAGGUGCCCGAGCGGAUCGACAACCUUCCGAACAUCAGCUGCAAGAAUAGCCUUUGUGUGUCCCACCCGAAGAACCGUCAGAGAGAGAUCGUGCCGUACCUGGAGCGGGUGCCAUACUACGUGUCAAGCGUGUUGCCGAACUGCCCGGAAUGCCAGCACUUGUACGUGUGCAAGUGGUGCCGCUGGCCGCACAUCUACGAAAACAUUUGGGACGACCUGCGGCAGCGCCAGUGA